GUUCCUGUUCUAAAGAUUUCUUGUGUGACUCUCUUAUCUUUGAGGAGCAACAGGUGCAGAACUCUUUCUACUGAAGCUUUUGAAAAGGGUUGGUGGAUGUGACUGGACCAGUGAGAUGCUCUUGAGCAGGAAUUCUACUUUGUGUGGCCCUCCUCUGUUAGGCCUGCCAUGACAGCAUUCUUCACCAGCGUCCCAAACUGGAUUCAAGAUGCAAAGCAGGAGGAGGAGGAGGUGGGCUGGAAACUAGUGCCCAGACCCAAAGCUCGAGAGAGUGAGAGCCAAGGAAGAUGCCAGUAUGAGCUAUCUGAAGCAUCCUUCCCUGGUGUGGAUAAAUUGAGAGCCAGCCCAGAACAGAGGCCAUACUGCUGCCCUCAGCUGCACUGUGGCAAGGCCUUUGCCUCCAAGUACAAGCUCUACAGGCACCUGGCUACGCACUCUGCCCAGAAGCCCCACCAAUGCAUGUACUGUGAGAAAAUGUUCCACCGGAAGGACCACCUUCGUAACCACCUUCAGACCCACGACCCUAACAAAGAAGCUCUCCAUUGUCCAGAGUGUGGCAAGAACUACAACACCAAGCUUGGCUACCGGCGUCACCUGGCCAUGCAUGCAGCUGCCAGUGGGGACCUCAGCUGCAAAGUGUGCUUGCAGAUGUUUGAGAGCACCCAGGUCCUGCUGGAGCACCUCAAGGCUCACUCCCGGAGGCCAUCGGGCAGCGUGAAGGAAAAGAAACAUCCCUGUGACCACUGCGAUCGGCGCUUCUACACCCGCAAAGAUGUGCGGCGGCACCUAGUGGUGCACACGGGCCGGAAGGAUUUCUUGUGCCAGUACUGUGCCCAGCGGUUUGGCCGUAAAGACCACCUGACCAGACAUAUGAAGAAGAGCCACUCCCAAGAACUGCUGAAGAUCAAGGCAGAACCCGUGGACAUGCUGGGUCUUCUGAGCUGCAGUUCGACAGUGGCGGUGAAGGAGGAGCUGAGUCCCGUCUUGUGCAUGGCGUCCCGGGAUGUGAUGAGCAGCAAGAGCUUUCCUGGGAUGCUUCCCAUGGGCAUGUAUGGGGCACACGUCCCAGCUAUGCCCAGCUCAGGGAUGCCCCACUCACUAGUCCCCAACCCUCUUCCAAUGGGCAUGAGCUAUCCUCUGGAAUCAUCUUCCCCUCCACAGCCUCCCCCAAAGUACCAGCUUGGAUCUACCUCAUACUUCCCAGACAAAGUACCCAAGACGGAGGUGGACAGCUGCGUGGCAGAGCUCCCUGGAGGCCUUUCGCUGGUAGCUGGUGAGCCGUCCUCCUCCUCGCCUCAGCCGGCUUCCCUGGAGGAGACGCUACUCUCCAAGAGCCCCGCUCUCCUUUCUGAAGCUCUCUGUGCUGCUAACAUGGACUUUUCCCACCUCCUGGGCUUUCUUCCCUUGAACCUUCCAUCGUGCAACCCUCCUGUCUCCUCGGGGGGGCUAGUUAUGGGUUAUUCCCAGGGGGAGACCCAGUCCCUCCUCACCACCUUGCCACCACAGGAGUCGUCAUCAGGAACCACGGCCUCCCUCGGCUUUGGAGCGCUUCACCCAUUGCCCUCGGUGUUUUCCCCAGGCCUGGGUGCCACCACUUUGCCACGUUUCCACCAAGCAUUCCAGUGAGAGAGCUGGACAAGCAGAGCUGCUCUGGGCGCAUGGAUAGGGGACUGCAAACGUGCUCAGAUUCGCUGUCUUUCCAGCUUUGGGCUGUGGAAAGCUUCAGGAAGGACUGGAACUGCCCCGUACAUUUCAAUGUAUGCCCCAGUCCUGGACAGGGAAUAGGUUGCAGUGAAUAGAAUUUCAGGUAUUUUUCUUUUUACAUUGCUGGCAGUCAGGAGCCGUGUAUCCUGCUGAGACUUAGGAGGAGCUUAAGUCAGGGUCUCUUUCAAAUUAGGGCCCAACACAUAUUCUGCAGUUCUGUGUCACUUGGUCCAUGCGGCAGGAGCUCCCCUUUCUGCCCCCGCCCUCGCCCCCACUACUUCUGGUGGUUAUUCCCUUGAUGCUGAGCGUGUGGUGUGAGUGCAAAUCAAACUCUUCCUUUGGAGCCGUUUCCUUAUGAUGUAUUCCUGCAGAAUCAUGUUUACUCAAUCAUUUCCCACUAUUACAAAUCAGGUAGUGCCACAAACACAGUCAGUGUUUCUGGCACAGCUAAUACACUGUUUACACAGUGAAAUCAGAUAGCUCUGGUUUCACCUCACGACUACUUCCAUUUCUUCCCCUGUGGGGAAAAUAAACUGACUUGGAAUAGCUUCAGCUUUUGCCAGUUUAGUUUAGCACUCUAGGUGUGUGUUUGUUGUUUUUCCAAAUUUCUGAACAGGUCAGAAGGAUCCUCCGAUAUAACAGGUUAACUGAUUUUCUGCAUUUGAGAGGCUUUCCCGAAGGACGUAAGGGCGUAGCGAUAGCGGCCCUCAGCGGUGGACUGUUCAUUAAAGGUCAUCCCCAUUCUUACUGGGACUUACUGUUCAGCAGCGAGGCCCGUCGUUCUGUCCGGGUGAGGUUUUUUUUUCAUCUCCUUGGCUGUUCCGACACAAGCAGGCUCACUGAGGGGUGAUGGUGUUUGGCCUUUUGGCCUCAAGGAAAUGUUUGUUUCAGCUUCCUGGGGCCUUUAGUCACCUUUGCUUUUAACCGGCAGCACCCACUCCCCCUGAGCCCACCCACAGCACGCAGCGCACCAACCUUAGAGGAAGGGAGGGUGGGACAGAUGCACAGGGCUCAGCUGAGGUGAGGCAGCCUGCCUUUUCUGCUGAUUAAGCAACACCGAGGUCCCUUGCUUCUUAGGGGGAGCUCAGUAACCUUUGGGGGUGGGAAGGGUAACCCAACGGUGUCAUGUUUUCAUGCCCCAUUCCUGCAGGGUUGGUUGGCCUCGAAGCUCCAUAGCUCUGAUGCUCCCCUCUCUCCCUGCAAGGUGCUGAGGGCUGGUGUCCCAGCGUGAGCUCCGUACUUGAGCAGCACAGAGCAAAAGUAAAAUGAAGAUAGCAGCCUGCAACAUUUGCUUCCGUCAGGAAAGUAAACUAAAGCAACAGGAGAAGCAGUGAGACUGUAGAGCAGCGUUUCUCAACCUUGGCAACUUGAAGAUGGGUGGAUUCCAACUCCCAGAAUUCCCCAGCCAGGUUGAGAGACGCUGCUGUGGAGACUUCCUCUUGUCUGAAGCAUUUGGCUGCACCAGGUGCCGUUCCUUGUCGGCUUGUGUCUUAGCUUAAGUUAUGGGAGAUUUGGAGUGGGCUGAACCUUUGCAGGAGAGCUGGGUCCUCCGGUGCUUAUCCCAGAGUGGCUGCCCAGCGUCUGCUUCUCCUUCCUUCACUUGCAGGCUGCUUGGCAUUUCACCUUCCUCUUCGUUCAGAGGCGGAUGGUGUUUGAAAGGUCGGAGGCUGCAGUUCCGUCUCCCGAUCUUCCCAAGGGCUACAGAAUGGCACUCCGAAGGGAUGGGGGGAUUAGCCCUAUUUUUAGGGAGGAAGGACAAGAAUGGGAGUAGGAGUAGGAGGUGAGCCCCCAGUCCCCCCUAAGAAUGUCCAUGGGGGAUUAAAUAUGGGAUUAAAGUGACUCUCAAGGGCGUCAUAUUCCCAUUCCCGUUCUCACCCUUAACUCCCCCUUCCAAAAAAAUCCACAGGGAUACUGGGGGCUCUCCUGGCUACCUCCCUCUGUCCUACUUCCCCCUACAUUCUCCAGCUUCUUCUCAGCCACCUGGGUGGACUGUGCUGUAUGUAUUACAGUGAAUACCUCAUGAUACCUUUUCUCUGCUCUUGUGUUAUUACCCUCCUCGCGCCCUCCCCCCACCCCCACCCCGUGGCUGCCUGCAGCCUCAUUCGGAGUCAGUCCACCUGCAUGCGUUUCAGGGUAUCUCCAUGGGCCCCUUCCUUUUACCUCACACGCAGGGGGCUGAGCUACGGGGUCGGCUACAGGUGUCUUACCUGCCCAGGUAUGUUUAGGCUAUCUCUGCAAUAAUUUCUCUGGUGCGUUUUUUGGUCUCUCUGAAUGCCUGUCCUUAGCAGAUGCUUUAAAAAAUGUGUCGUAAUUCCAGAUUGCUUUUAAAAUCUUGUGUCCAUCCCUACCAACUUCCA
Molecule: messenger RNA, 4061 nt
Organism: Python bivittatus (Burmese python)
Lineage: Eukaryota; Metazoa; Chordata; Lepidosauria; Squamata; Pythonidae
Gene: PLAGL2
Product: PLAG1 like zinc finger 2
Biological process (GO): regulation of transcription by RNA polymerase II
Cellular component (GO): nucleus
Molecular function (GO): sequence-specific DNA binding; DNA-binding transcription factor activity, RNA polymerase II-specific
Source: RefSeq, a predicted model, not a curated record